Messenger RNA from Lemur catta (Ring-tailed lemur), 2162 nucleotides. It is a transcript of the gene DLX2, whose product is annotated as distal-less homeobox 2. Gene Ontology annotation, biological process: cell differentiation; embryo development; negative regulation of transcription by RNA polymerase II. Lineage: Eukaryota; Metazoa; Chordata; Mammalia; Primates; Lemuridae. Gene Ontology annotation, molecular function: RNA polymerase II cis-regulatory region sequence-specific DNA binding; DNA-binding transcription factor activity, RNA polymerase II-specific. The coding region runs from base 358 to 1347 and encodes 329 amino acids. The record is from RefSeq and is a predicted model, not a curated record. The transcript has 3 exons.
AGACAAUUGUAAAGCCGCUCCGGGCGGCUCACCUGCUCCCGCCUCCCGGAGCCCCGACCCGGCCUCACCACAUCUGCCCCCUCCACUGCCCGCCCCCCCGCCCGAGCCGCGCUGGGCAAGGAGCCGAGCGGGCCACGAGGCCGAGAGAGGAUGUGGCCCGCGGCAGCUGCCCGGAGCAGUGCACGGUGAUCGCCUCCCUCGGAGGAGGAGGAGGCGCCUAGAAGGUUGCCUCAUUUCUUGUUUUUCCCCCCACCCGCGUAAUUACAUUGGCUGCUGGAGGGGACCGGGAGAGACGGAGGAGGCACCUCGCUUCCCCCGUGCGCCCGCCACCCCUGCUCUUUCCUGUCCCGGGCCAGGAUGACUGGAGUCUUUGACAGUCUAGUGGCUGAUAUGCACUCGACCCAGAUCACGGCCUCCAACACAUACCACCAGCACCCGCAGCCCCCGAGCGGUGGCGGCGCGGGCCCGGGCAGCAGCAACAGCAACAGCAGCAGCCUCCACAAGCCCCAGGAGUCGCCCACCCUUCCGGUGUCCACAGCUACCGACAGCAGCUACUACACCAACCAGCAGCACCCGGCGGGUGGCGGCGGUGGGGGUUCGCCCUACGCGCACAUGGGCUCCUACCAGUACCAUGCCAGCGGCCUCAACAACGUCCCUUACUCUGCGAAGAGCAGCUACGACCUGGGCUAUUCCGCCGCGUACACCUCCUACGCGCCCUAUGGGACCAGUUCAUCCCCGGCCAACAACGAGCCUGAGAAGGAGGACCUUGAGCCUGAAAUCCGGAUAGUGAACGGGAAGCCAAAGAAAGUCCGGAAACCCCGCACCAUCUACUCCAGUUUCCAGCUGGCAGCUCUUCAGCGGCGUUUCCAAAAGACUCAAUACCUGGCAUUGCCCGAGAGAGCCGAGCUGGCGGCGUCUCUGGGCCUCACCCAGACUCAGGUCAAAAUCUGGUUCCAGAACCGCCGGUCCAAGUUCAAGAAGAUGUGGAAAAGCGGUGAGAUACCCUCGGAGCAGCACCCUGGGGCCAGCUCUUCGCCACCUUGUGCUUCGCCGCCAGUCUCGGCACCCGCCUCCUGGGACUUCGGUGCGCCGCAGCGGAUGGCGGGCGGCGGCGGUCCCGGCAGCGGUGGCAGCGGCGCGGGCAGCUCGGGCUCCAGCCCGAGCAGCGCGGCCUCGGCUUUUCUGGGCAAUUACCCUUGGUACCACCAGGCCUCGGGCUCCGCCUCACACCUGCAGGCCACAGCGCCGCUGCUGCACCCCAGCCAGACCCCGCAGCCACACCACCACCACCACCACCACCACCACGGCGGCGGGGGCACCCCGGUGAGCGCGGGGACGAUUUUCUAACCCCAGGGAGAACACGCCAGAGACUGAGAGAGCAGAGAACAGUUACCCUCAGAGCUCGCCCCCGAAGGUCCCUCCUUCUGGCCCGCUGUCGCCACCCACUCCUCCCGGAGGUUGCGACCUGUGAUGGCCCGCCCCAGGCUCCACUCCCUCGUGCAGCCACUGAGCGGCCGGGACCUGGGAGGCGUCUCCUCGCCCGGUGGGCUCCUCUCGGGAGAACCGGACAGCGGCGUAACGAAGGCCUCCUCCCCACGGCCGCAUUUCCGACCUGAGCCCGCCUCGGACUUGCCUCCUCUCUCCUCUCCGCCGGACAAGCUGCUCCGGCGCCUUCCUCGCCCCGGGCCAAGAGCAGGGUCCCAGAGAGGGAAGCCUCCCCCGCCCGUGAGCCUUCCCGGCGUUCUGAGGCUCCUUUCUCCUCGCCCGCCCUGGGGCUCAGCUCUAGUCCGCUUCGGUUAUUGACCUCCGGGGUCCUGCGUGCCCGCCCUCCCCCACGUGCCCCCUUGACCCGGGCGGCCCCGCCGCUCUUUUCUGCCAGGCUCUUCCCAGCCCUCUGAGCCCCAUCCCCUCCCCCAGCUGAGCGCUCCUCCAGGCGCACUCCGUUAGCUCUCUCCUUAUCCAUCACCAGUGGAGUUUUUUUAUUUUUAUUUUUUUAAAAGUUUAGGUGCCUUUGCGGAUGACCUCAUUUUGAUGUUGAAAAAAUGAUUUUUUAAUAUGUGAACACUGCAAAAAAAUGCGUUUAAAUUAUCUUUUUUAAAACCUAUUCAGGAUUAUUAGCCUGGACUUGGACACAGUUUGUAAAUAAAGGUGUCUGUGCAGAU